AUGUCAACACAAACAACCGACUUACCAAAAACGGAGUUCAUUCAUCCGUCUGAUUUUGAUGUCACUGAAACAGUUCCUUCGAUUGAUGUGAAGUCCUCUGAAGUGUCUUCCUACAUGUUGAAAUUGAAAGGGAUGUGUUACACCCGUGUCAAGUUCAAAUGUGUUGUUGUGAAAGAUCCGAACACACGGACGAUUCUUCUUUCAAAAGACUUUUUGGACGAAGUUAAAAAGAUUCUUCCGGAUAUUUCAAUAGGAGAGGCACAAGUGAAGUUAUCAAUUAGUAAUUUCACUUUACAAGAAGUGAUGCGGAAGUACAUCCCAAAGGAGAUCACCCUUCCAACGUCCUUUGAAACAGUUGGCUCUUUAGCGCAUUUAAAUUUGAAGGACGAACAAAUGCAGUACAAGCACUACAUAGGUGAGGCGUUGUUAUUAAAGAACUUUCCUCGCAUUAAAACGGUGAUAACUAAAUUGGAAGAAAUCACAAACGAGUUCCGGACGUUCCCACUCGAAGUGAUUGCCGGCGAGAAGUCGACUGAAGUCCAAGUCGUCUGUCACGGCGUGAAAUUCAAAUUGGACUUUGCCGAGUGUUAUUGGAACUCCCGCCUUGAGACGGAACACACAAUCAUCGUUGGUGAAAUGAAGAAGGGCGAGACCCUCAUCGACGCGUUUGCGGGAGUCGGCCCGUUUGCUAUUCCCGCCGCACUGAAAGGAGUUCUGGUCUACGCAAACGACUUAAAUCCUGCGAGUGUGAAGUACAUGAAAAUCAACGCGGAGAUGAAUAAAGCCACAUUGAACUGCGAGUGCAUGGACGCAAGAGACUAUAUGAGAAAGGUUGUGCUUGAACUGAAAGUACAGCCGAACUUCAUCUUAAUGAACUUACCAGCAACUGCCGUGAACUUUUUGGACGUCAUUCCCGAAUUGAUGUUGGCGGACUGUGUGAUCAAAUGCUAUGGAUUCUCUGCACUGAAGGACGCGACGGAUUUACAGGAGAAAGCGUGGGAAUUGAUGAAAGAGAAAUACCCGAUUAGUGUGAGAGUCGUAAGGGACGUCGCACCAAAGAAAAUUAUGUACUGCUUGUCUAUUCAUGUCACUACACUGAAAAGAACAAGUAAUGGAGAGGAACCAGAGACUAAAAGAGUUUUAUGA
Messenger RNA from Entamoeba invadens IP1, 1146 nucleotides. RefSeq lists its product as hypothetical. The coding region runs from base 1 to 1146 and encodes 381 amino acids. The transcript has a single exon. Gene Ontology annotation, biological process: mitochondrial tRNA methylation; tRNA N1-guanine methylation. Gene Ontology annotation, cellular component: mitochondrial matrix; cytoplasm. Lineage: Eukaryota; Evosea; Mastigamoebida; Endamoebidae. The record is from RefSeq and is a predicted model, not a curated record.